AUGUACCUCGUCCUCAGCCUGGAGCAGAAGGAGGAACGGGAUAGCUUCAGUAUAUCGAUAUUGUUAGCGAAAGUGCAGGCACGGCGAACGACUAUCGACGGGUGUCGGUUGUUUAAACGUGUCAGUUCCAUUGUCAACAGGGGUUCGUUUCCCAGGCUGGAGCACUUGGUCGUGCGCAAACAAAGGAGUGUUUUUGUCGCUAACGGCGGGUGGGCGCCGCGAGUGUUGUCCGUGGCGACGAGCGGCCGCGGGCGUCGGGCCGGCCGCGGGUCGAUAUCGCUCGAGAUCUGUCGGCCUACGCGCCCGCCUCGCCGGCCAUUUGCCUACCUCGACGCCUCGGGCUCGUGUGUACAUAACCCGCCACCCACCACCCCGGCCGAUACUCCCCCGCAGAUUACCGCCUACAAAGCAAACUUCAUUGGUCCGGAGUCCGGGCGAGUUUUGAAUCAUUUAGCGCGGUGCGGCCGCGGGGCGCGACUUCCGUCCGGCACGUGCUGGACCACCCCCCGCGCGCCUGUCACACCCCCGCGCCCCGUGCUGCGCGUCUGUCUUGUCGAGACAAAGGGGCGCCAGUGA
Messenger RNA from Spodoptera exigua (beet armyworm), 576 nucleotides. NCBI's taxonomy places the organism in Eukaryota, Metazoa, Arthropoda, Insecta, Lepidoptera, Noctuidae. The record is from the annotation of a GenBank genome assembly.